UGGGGGAGGUUACCUAAGCUCACUAGGCCCCCAUUUUUUCACCUGUGCAAUGCGAGUGAUGAGUGCCCACGUCUUAGGGUGUGGUUGGGAUGCUGUCAGUUACUGAGUGUGCAGUGCUCACCCUGAGGCCUGGCUCGGAGGAAAUGGGGAGUGGUGUUAGCUAUGGAUCUUCUCUCCCUGGUGUUCUGGGGGAGGGCGCAGGUGGAUCAAUUCCUCUCUGGUAUCUGUGUCAUGCUGGACUGGUUGCUCUGUUCUCAGAUAGGAAGAGAGAAGAUGUUUCGAAUUGGGGCCCUCAUUGUCUUCUGUGGGCUCCUGGCCCAGACCACAGCCCUGCUGGAAGCCAUGCCCUCGCCCCUGGACCCAACUCUGCCCUCGUCUAUGAUUCCGGACGUGGAAGUGAGUAUCCCAGAUGUUCCCGGAAGCUUGAGCAGUGCUCUCAGCCAUGGCUUGCUCUCUGAGGGUCUGUUGGGCAGUCUCGAAAAUCUUCCACUCUCGGAUGCUCUGAAGGCUGAAGGAGUCACUUCCAGAAGCCUGUUUAGGGGCCUGCUUGGGAAAAUGGUUUCAGCAAUGCCUUUCCUGAACAUCAUUGAUGUGAAGGUCACUAAUCCCCAGAUGCUGGAUCUUGGCCUUGUGAAGAGCCGUGAUGCCCGUGGUCUCUAUGUCAUCAUUCCUCUGGGCAUGACCCUCAAUGUGAAUGUGCCCCUGGUUGGAAGUCUGUUAAAGCUGGUUGCAAAGCUAAAUGUCACCGCACAACUCUUACCUUUGAAAGAUGACGAGUACAACUUCUACAUGGUCCUUGGCAGCUGCACUCACUCCCCUGGCAGCCUGCACAUCAUCUUGCUUGAAAGGUGAGGCCAGAGAGGUGGCUUC
This is a messenger RNA of Equus caballus (horse), 870 nucleotides long. RefSeq names its product BPI fold-containing family A member 1-like. Gene Ontology annotation, molecular function: lipid binding. Gene Ontology annotation, biological process: negative regulation of single-species biofilm formation in or on host organism; antibacterial humoral response; antimicrobial humoral immune response mediated by antimicrobial peptide. The record is from RefSeq and is a predicted model, not a curated record. Lineage: Eukaryota; Metazoa; Chordata; Mammalia; Perissodactyla; Equidae.